Molecule: messenger RNA, 375 nt
Organism: Trichechus manatus latirostris (Florida manatee)
Lineage: Eukaryota; Metazoa; Chordata; Mammalia; Sirenia; Trichechidae
Gene: LY6D
Product: lymphocyte antigen 6 family member D
Exons: 3
Coding region: 1-375 (124 amino acids)
Biological process (GO): lymphocyte differentiation
Cellular component (GO): cell surface
Source: RefSeq, a predicted model, not a curated record
AUGAAGACGGCCUUGCUGCUCCUCCUCACACUGGCUGUGGCCAGCGGGCCAGCUCGGGCGCUCCAGUGUCACGUGUGCGUCAGCACCUCCAACUGCAAGCAGCCCCAGACCUGUCCGGCCAGCUCACGCUUCUGCAGGACCAUGACGACCGUGGAGCUGCUGUCUGGGAACCUGGUGAAGAAGGACUGUGUGGACUACUGUGAGACCAAGUACUUCCAGCAGGGCCAGGUCAGCAGUGGCUCAGCCACCACCCUCUGCUGCCAGGGUGACCUGUGUAACGCAGGCCGCAGCAGCGCGGCUGCCCUCUCCAGCGCCACUCUCGGCCUGACACUGGCCCUCGGCGUCCUCGCCCUCAUCCUGGGCCCCAGCCUGUGA